AGUCGUGCAUUUCUGUUCUACGUUUUGAAGUGCUUUCUUUAUUGCGUCGAUAUCUGUACUUUCUCUUCUUUUCGUUUGUUUUUCAGUCGGUGUUGAUCAUUAAUUCGUAAACUGCACGAAUCCAAUCAUGUCGAUGAACACAGUUUCAUCGACUCUCCCUGACCGUGGACAACCUGCGUCUGGAAUUGUCGGCGUUAUGAAACAAGCAUUGGCGGAUGGCGAGCUGAGUGAUGUGCGCUUCACAGUAGGACGCCACUUUGACCGAAUCCAGGACUUCUCUGCGCACAAGUUCGUUUUGGGCUCUCGGAGCGCUGUGUUCCGGGCCAUGCUUUUCGGCCAACUCUCUGAAAACCAUGACAAUGCUGUCGAGAUUCCCGACAUUCCUCCCGAAGCCUUCGCCAUCAUGCUCAGUUUCUUGUACACUGAUGCAGUGGAUAAUCUGAGUGCUGACAAUGUUUUCGGAACCCUGAAGUGCGCCGAUAAAUACGAUUUGCCGCAGCUCGUUGAUAUCUGCUCGGAAUUCAUCAGGAAGCGGCUGAAUCCUGACAACUGUCUGGAUACGCUGAAAGAGGCACUUGAUUGGCAAGCGGAGAAAAUUGUGAAAAAGUGUCGGGUGUUGGUGGAAGAGAAGACCAGUGCGGUACUGCGGUCGGAGGAAUUUGUCAACAUUUCGCUACAGAUGCUGCAAGACCUUUUGCAGCUCAAACUGCAGGCCUCGGAGAAUGAUAUAUAUUUGGCUGUUGAAAGAUGGGCCGCCGCUGCCUGCGCUCGUAAUGGCAUGGAUGCAUCUGCUGCGAACCGACGCCAGGUACUGCGUGACGCCUUAUUUCUCGUCCGAUUCCCGCUGUUGGAUAACAAGCAGCUGGCUGAUGGACCUGGCCAGAGCGGUCUGCUGACGGACACGGAGAUGCGGGACUUGUUCAUGUACCUGAAUGCCGCAGUGAAACCUGAGGUGCCGUUUCCGACAGAGAAACGAAUUAAGAAACAACUUGCGGUGAAGAACAGAACUCUUUAUUUUCCCGCUCGCAAUCCAUGUAAAAGAUCCGCGGAAGCCAACCAGAACAACGGUCAAUCGGCAACAAAGCGUCGUUAAAGAUGGUGGUUGUGGAACAUACAGAGUACUGGUUUGGGCAAUUCGGUACUGCACGACCAUACCGAGGAUACAACAAUAGACAAAUUUUAGCAUGAUGGACAGUGGAUUUAUUUUGUUUUAAUAAAUCACUGAUUGUGAGAACUUUUGCAACGGCUUGUAAUUGAGCGUACGCUUUCUUACUUGUGUUUAAAUGGAUAUAAUGCGUGGAGCGACGGUGCCACGGAAAUCGGCAAAAUUUGAU
Messenger RNA from Paramacrobiotus metropolitanus, 1334 nucleotides. Its product is annotated as BTB/POZ domain-containing protein 6-B-like. The record is from RefSeq and is a predicted model, not a curated record. The transcript is spliced from 6 exons. Gene Ontology annotation, molecular function: protein binding. NCBI's taxonomy places the organism in Eukaryota, Metazoa, Tardigrada, Eutardigrada, Parachela, Macrobiotidae. Bases 128 to 1093 code for a protein of 321 amino acids.